Molecule: messenger RNA, 2739 nt
Organism: Ambispora leptoticha
Lineage: Eukaryota; Fungi; Glomeromycota; Glomeromycetes; Archaeosporales; Ambisporaceae
Source: the annotation of a GenBank genome assembly
AUGGACCAAAAAGUAAUUGUUGAGGUUCUUCAAACCUCUAAUAUAUGUGAAAAAGUACUUAGCUGGUCCUCAGUUUCUGGAGGUUGUGUAAAUAACGCGUACAAAGUUGAUACUGAUAAGGGAGCCGUCUUUGUUAAGACGAAUGUUGGUUCAAAUUCCUUGACUAUGUUUGAAGGGGAAUUUGAAGCAUUGAAAAUGAUAUCAGAAGCUGUGCCAAACUUUGCACCAAAACCAUUAUGCAAAGGUUCAUUACCAAAUGGUGGCGCAUUUCUAGUGACCACGUUUUUAUCUCUUAGUUCAGAAAGUACAAGAAACCAACAGAUCCUCUUGGCAAGAAAAUUGGCACAAUUACAUUCAGCUACAUCAGAAAAUGGAAUGUUUGGUUUUCCAGUAGUGACAAUGUGCGGUACUACUACGCAAGAUAAUAAUUGGGAAGCGGAUUGGGAAACAUUCUAUAAGGAACGAAGAUUACGCCCUAUGUUAGCGAAACAUCCAAGAGAUGCAGAAUUGCAAAGAUUAGGCAAAAUUAUUGUGGAUAAAGUUGUACAUCAUUUGCUAAAAGACAUUGAGAUAAAACCUGCUUUAAUUCACGGAGAUUUAUGGAGUGGCAAUUGGGCGAUCGAUUCGACGACAAAUGAACCUGUGAUCUAUGAUCCAGCUGCUUGUUUUGGUCACAGUGAAAUGGAAUUGAGUAUUUUGACAAUGUUUGGAAGUCCCUCUUAUGAUUUUUUCGAAGAAUAUCAUACCCAUCAUCCACGUCAGGAGCCUUUUUUUAAGGAACGUCAAGUUUCUGAAUUUUCUGGUUCGCAUAACUUCAACUUUGUACACAAUUCCCCCGCAUUAUUUAUACCUUUAAAUAAUUUGGCUCGAGUAAAUUAUUUCUACACAAGCGCUAUAGUUCAAGCAAAACCGACAAAUGAUGAGGAUCCGAAUCAAGAUGAUAAAGGAUACACAGGCUACGAAAUUGUUGAUUCCAGCGAAUAUGUUCCAGCCCGAUUCGAUUCUAUCACAGCAAUCUCUCCCUUAACUCAAAAAGCUCUCAAACAAGAAUUUGGAUAUGAGACAAUGUCAAAAGUUCAAGAUGCUGUUUUAUCACAAUCACCCAUCAGAACAGAUUUAUUUGUAAAAGCUAAAACGGGUACCGGUAAAACUCUUGCAUUUUUAAUCCCUGCAUUCGAGACAGCACUACAACAUCAUGCUCCGAGUGAUCGAACGCGUCACGUAUCGAUACUUGUAAUAUCUCCGACGCGUGAAUUGGCACAACAAAUUGCACAAGAAGCAAAACGGUUGUGUAAAUUUCAUCCAUUUGAAGUGCAUACUUUGGUAGGCGGUGAGCCAAAGGGAAAGCAAAUUUAUGGCUUAAUGCAAAGACGUGUUGACAUAGUUGUUGGUACACCAGGUAGAUUAAUGGAUUUAUUACAAAGUAUUCCUGACUUUCGAAAUCAAUGCUCUGGCAUGAAAACGUUAAUUCUUGACGAAGCAGAUCAAUUGCUUGAAAUGGGCUUUCGGCAAGAUAUCGAAAAACUCAUACGAUAUUUUCCAAAUGAGCGGCAAACUUUUCUAUUUUCCGCGACGAUAUCACCUGAUAUACGAAAAGUGGCGAGUUUCGCUUUAAGAAAGGAUUACACGUUUAUUGACACUGUUGACCCGAACGAUGUGAACACAAAUCUUCAAGUAAAACAGUCGUACGCAAUAGCACCAUGGGAUAUACAUCUGAAAACAGUUCGAAAUAUCAUUCUUGAUCACCAGAGAUCACAUCCGGAUGCAAAGAUAAUUAUGUUUCUACCCACACGAAAAGGAACUGAACUUUAUGCAGAAUUUUUUAGAAUAAUUGGAGACCUUGAGGUUUUUGAACUUCAGUCUGGCCUUAGUCAACAGCAACGGACAAGAAUUUCCGAUAAAUUUCGAAGAUCAAGACGUAAUGCAAUGCUUGUUACUUCGGAUGUAUCUGCGCGUGGAGUAGAUUAUCCUGGAGUAACAUUAGUACUACAGGUAGGCGCGGCUUCUUCGCGCGAACAGUACAUACAUAGAUUGGGUAGGACUGGACGUGCUGGUAGAGAAGGAGAAGGUAUAUUAGUAUUGGCUCCAUUCGAAAAAAAAUUUACAAAUGCCAUUAAUGAUUUGCCAAUUCAGCCAUUGCAAAUUCCUGAGAUAAAACAAGAUAAUCAUAUUCAACGCGCUAUUGAAACUAUUGAUAUUGAAAUGGUAAAUGAUGCAUUCAAAGCAUUUCUAGGUUAUUAUAUGGCAAGAGCCGAUCUUUUGAAUAUUCGUAAAGAGGCUUUACUUGAAUUAGGAAUGGAAUUUUGUGGCGCAUUUGGUGUUAACGAGAUGCCACGCCUGUCUGCUAAAAUGAUGCAAAGUUUAGGAUUAGGAAGACCAUUAUUAAGAGGUGGUGGUGCCUUCGCAUCUAGAUCGCUCGGUGGUUUUGGUGGUGAUAGUCGGGAUCGACUAUCCAGUCCACGUGGAGGGUUUUCAUUUGGUGGUUUUUCCGAGGAUAGACCACCAAGAAGACCUAUGAGAGAAAGUGGAUUUGGCCGCAAUGAUGGUGGUGGUGGUUUUGGAAGAGGAUCUUCAUUUGGCAGAGGAAGCUCAUAUGGUGAAAGGUCCUCAUACGGUGAAAGGUCAUCAUAUGACAGAGGAGGUUCGUUUGGUGGAGGUAGAGGAGGCUCAUUUGGAGGAGGAUCAUAUGGUAGUAGAAACAGCUCAUUUGGUAGAGGACCUUUAAAUAGUAGAAUUUAG